Messenger RNA from Hyaloscypha bicolor E, 1962 nucleotides. Its product is annotated as cyclophilin-like protein. The coding region runs from base 60 to 1673 and encodes 537 amino acids. Gene Ontology annotation, biological process: protein folding; protein peptidyl-prolyl isomerization. Lineage: Eukaryota; Fungi; Ascomycota; Leotiomycetes; Helotiales; Hyaloscyphaceae. The transcript has a single exon. Gene Ontology annotation, cellular component: catalytic step 2 spliceosome. Gene Ontology annotation, molecular function: peptidyl-prolyl cis-trans isomerase activity. The record is from RefSeq and is a predicted model, not a curated record.
CUCGACGACAACCCAUCAAACCUCCUCAAGGCCUCAUUAACUUGCAGGUCCCGGCCACCAUGUCCGCAGUCUACAACCUCGAGCCGCAGCCCACGGCCUCCUGCAUCCUGCACACGACCUCUGGCGACAUCUCGCUCGAGCUCUGGGCCCAGCAGAUCCCGCUCACCUGUCGAAAUUUCCUGCAGCACUGUCUAGAUGGCUACUACGACAACACCAUCUUCCACCGUCUUGUUCCUGGCUUCAUCCUCCAGGGUGGUGAUCCAACAGGCACCGGCUCGGGAGGAGAGAGUAUCUACGAUGGCGGGCAAUUCGCUGAAGCACGAGAGGAGGGGGGAAUAUGGCCUAUGGAAGACAGGAAGGGUGCGAAUGCUGGCCCGCGGGGCGUAGGCUUUAAAGAUGAGUUUCACAGCCGGAUAAAGUUUAACCGGAGAGGAUUGUUGGGGAUGGCAAAUGAGGGGCCGGAUACGAAUGGAAGCCAGUUUUUCAUAACGUUGGGUGAUACGCCGGAGCUGCAGGGGAAGAAUACCCUUUUUGGACGGGUGGAGGGGGAUACGAUCUAUAAUGUUGCGAAGAUGGGAGAGGCGGAGGUGGGGGAGAAUGAUAGGCCGGUUUAUCCUACCAGAGUUACGAGUGUGGAGGUACUGGUCAAUCCGUUCAAGGAUAUGGUAAAAAGGGUGAGGACGGCGCCGGUCGUGCAGCAGCAGAAGCCUGUGGAUAAGAAGAAGAAGAGGAAGGCGGGCAAACAGUUAUUGAGUUUUGGGGCGGACGAGGGAGAUGGGGAGGAUUUACAGCCCGUGAUCAAGAAGGCGAAGUUUGAUACGAGGAUUGUGAUGGAUACGGAGGAUGCUGCACCGGAACCAAAACCUAAGCAAGCUUCCAAGGAAGCCAAGAAGAAGGUUACAAAACCAAUUUCGGUGGAAUCUUCCCCAGAACCAUCACCUGAACCAGCAAAAUUUUUACCCAAUCGAGCCGCAAAACCUGAUAUCCGAGAUAUUUCCUCUUCGCCAGAACCAGAACCAGUUCAAAAAGUUUCGUCAUUGUUAGAUCGAACAAAUGCACAAAUAGCAGAGCUCAAGGCGUCGAUGAAGAGAAAUGUGCAGACCGCACCUGUUAAUGAAAAGAAGAAAUCAGUGUUGGAAACGAUGAUUCCCAGAACCUCGGUCCGGGGACGGAAACGACAUCCUGGGGAAAGCGCACCACCUGAUCCACGAACUUUGGAUAUCUUGAAUGCGUUUAAGUCAAAGUUGGAUCAGGCACCGCCUGAAAAGGACGUCCCAAAACUCGAACCUAUUCUGGCUGAAGAGAAGAAAGACCAGGCGGAAGACGACGAAGAAGCAGCUUUGUGUGAUCUCCAUUUCAUCGCAAAUUGCCAGUCAUGCCAGAAAUGGGAUGCUCAAGGCGAAGGAGAGAAUGAAGAUGACGACGAUGAUAUUGGUUGGAUGUCUCAUGCGUUGUCAUUCAAGGAAGACAAAUUGGGCAAGGAUUUGAGUUACAGGAAGAAGGCUGAGGACGAAUUGGUCGUCAUUGAUCCUAGGGAGAAAGCUAGGACUUUGAAGGAGGAAAAGAGAGCGCAGAGAGAAGCGAAGGCCGGUGGAAGUGGCAGAGCGUGGGAUCAGGCAAGGAACGAGAAAUUGGCCAGGUCAUCGGCGCUGGCUGGUAGAGGAGCCAAGUGAAGUGCACCGGAGGUCCGGCACGAGUCAUCCGGUGAAAGAGUCACGAUUCAUUGCUUGGAUGUUUGGAUGAUUCAGGUGGAAGACUUCCAACUGGUCGUCAGAAGAAUCACAUCGGGCUGAUGGUUAUUAAAAAGGUGUUGCAGGUUUUCACUGUGGAUUGAAAGACUCGUGGUUUCAUCUGCUAUGAAUGACGGAUGAAAUCCUCUGAUCGGCAGCUGAAUGAAAAUAUUCAGCCUCCUCAACCCUUGUCUCAUAAAAUGAAACCCCAAAUGAAUACUUUCUUCCUCCA